Molecule: messenger RNA, 1471 nt
Organism: Panicum hallii
Lineage: Eukaryota; Viridiplantae; Streptophyta; Magnoliopsida; Poales; Poaceae
Exons: 12
Coding region: 117-1169 (350 amino acids)
Source: RefSeq, a predicted model, not a curated record
GCCGUGCCGAGAGACCACCAAGCGGCCAGCGAGGCUCUCCUGGGGUCUCGGCUCUCCUCGCUUGCCCGCAGACGGCACGGCAGGCAGAUUCGCUCACUGUUGCACGCGUGCACAACAUGAGGCCCUUCCUGCUCACGCCGGGCGCCCGGGCGGCGCCCUCGCCGUCAACGCUCUCGCGCCUACUCCUCCCGCUCCACCUACAAAUUAAUGGCCGGCGCAACCACCUCCGUCGUCACGUCCACGCUUCCUCAAUCGCCCCAUCUCCCAUCAGCCCGCGCCUCCGCAACCGCCGGGGCCGAUUCUUCGCCUCCUCGUCCUCCCAGAUGGCGGCGCCAGCCGAUGCGCCCGGCGGAUCGGCUGAUGCGUUCGAGGUGAUCCGCGCUCACCAGGCAAAAACUGCUCGUCUUUCUCCAGUGGAAGAAAUACGGACCAUUCUGGACCGAAGUGUUAGAGGCGUUCUUGCCACCCAUUCUCAGGAACAUGCUGGUUAUCCUUCUGGUUCAAUGGUGGAUUUUGCAUGUGAUCAGGAUGGCUCCCCCAUAUUAGCAGUCAGUAGUUUAGCAGUUCAUUCAAAGAAUCUCUCCGGAAAUCCUAAAUGCUCACUUGUUGUUGCCAAAGACCCUGAGGACAGAACAGAUACUGUAAUCACUGUAUAUGGUGAUGCUGUCCCUGUUUCUGAUGAACAAAAAGAUUUAGUGAGAAGUGCUUAUCUACGAAGACAUCCUGAUGCUUUUUGGGUUGAUUUUGGUGACUUCAGUUUCCUGCACAUUAAACCGAAAGCUGUGCGCUAUGUAUCUGGUGUUGCAACUGCUCUCCUUGGCUCUGGAGAAUUCAGUCCUGCUGAGUACAAGGAAGCAAAAGUUGACCCAAUAUCUCAGUUCUCAACUCCUAUUACAAGCCACAUGAAUAAGGAUCACACUGAUGAUACAAAGCUCAUUGUGCAAUACUCAACCACUGUUAAGAUGAAAAAUGCAAAGCUAUUUCAGGUGGAUUUUGCUUAUAUGCUGGAUGUGGAUAGCCUUGGGUUCAACGUGAAGGCCGGUUAUGAUGGAAGUGUUCUGAAGUUGCGUAUUCCCUUCCCUAGGCAAGCGCAAGACAGGAAGGAUGUUAAGACACUAAUUGUGGAAAUGCUCCAAGCUGCAAAAGCCGCAUCUUCACAUUCCGAUUGAUUGUCACAGUUCUGGAAGGUGAUGGUUCUGCCGAUGUAAAUGAAAGAUAGCUAGAUCAAUAAGAGCCCACCCAGGCUUACGAUCAGUCGUUCUAUGUUGAAGGAGCUACAAAAAUGUUCACGGUUUGAUGCAUUGCUUUGCUGUAUAUAACAAACAACAGUACGUGAAACACUUCCAGUUGAACGAACGGGAAACAAUUUGUAUGCAACUCUUUCGAACUGACUGUUCAGCAAACAAACAAGUUAUCUUACUGGAAUGCUACUGAGAUGUACAAGACUUGGCCAACCUGAGUGGCUUAACGA